GCUGCCAGGGUGGACACAUCCCAAUGGAGAGGAGACAAACAACGAGAGCAGAGGAGGCAAGGAGAGACGUGGGAGGGGGCAAACCUGUUGGUGGACUACUCUGUGACGUGGGACCACAGUGAUCCUUCAGAGGGGGUCUGAACCUGAUCUCUACUGAAGUAGUCAUUAAAGUCCAAAAGAAAAGGGAGGAGAGAAGAAGACGAAAUGAAGGACUCGGUGCAGCCGGUGGAACUGGGGGUCUCUCGGAGGAACCGGGUCAAAGCAGCUGGACCCAGAGUCUGGAUCAAGAACGAAGUGGUUCGAGUGGGACUCGCUGAAACUCUUUGCACGUACGUCAUGAUGGUGUUCGGCCUGGGGUCCGUGGCCCAGGUAGUGACAGGACAGGGGGUGUUCGGCCAGUACCUCAGCAUCAAUCUGGGGUUUGGACUGGGCGUCGCUAUGGGGGCUCAUGUUGGAGGGAAGGUCUCAGGGGCUCAUAUGAAUGCAGCCGUGUCGUUCACCAUGUGCACGUUUGGCCGCCUCGGCUGGAAGAUGCUGCCUCUGUAUGUGUUUGCACAACUCUUGGGGUCAUUCCUGGCCGCAGGGACAAUCUAUGGGGUCUAUUAUGAAGCCAUCUUCGACUACUGUGGAGGAAACCUGACUGUGACGGGGGUCAAGGCCACGGCCGGUAUCUUUGCCACCUAUCCUGCUCCCUACCUCUCCUUGCUGGCUGGAUUCACUGAUCAGGUGUUCGGCACCGCCAUGCUGCUGCUGUGCCUCAUGGCUUUGUCGGAUCAGAGGAACAAGCCGGCGGCGGCGGGCUGCGAGCCGGUGGCCGUGGGCCUCCUGGUGAUGCUCAUCGGCAUUUCUCUGGGCAGCAACAGCGGCUACGCCAUCAACCCCACCAGAGACAUCGCACCCAGGGUCUUCACUGCCAUCGCAGGCUGGGGGGGUGAUGUGUUCAGGUCUGGCAACGGGUGGUGGUGGGUGCCUCUCGUCGCCCCCCCCAUCGGAGGAGUAUUGGGUGCAGGGCUCUACAGGGCCUUGGUAGAGAUGCACCACCCCCCCCUCCCUGAACAGCAUGCGGAGAGUUUCCCUCUGAAGAAACAAGGAAACAUCUGCGCUGAUAUCUGAAGCCCCCCGCGGUGCACAUCUGUGUGCAGUCCAAACAUUCCACGGAUACGAAGGGUUAAAAACAAACAAUCUGAGUCUGCUUAAGUGAUGAACUCAAUCAUCAACAUGUACUCGUUAGUAGCUGCAACACAUAUGAGCUUUAUUAUUUCAAACCGUGACGCUGACGGCUUAUUGCUCCAAUCAAUGCAACAACAUUAAGAUCAAAAGGUUGAACAUUGAGACAUUUACAUGCAUUCAAGAUGAAAACACAACACUUCAUAGCUUAUAGCUCAUGUUCGUAUUAGUGAGGUAAUAGCAGCUGAUAUAAUCAUGAAUAACAGUCAGCAGGAGAUGAAAAGUAACCAAGUGGCUUUAUGAAUAAUAAAAGCAGGACAGUCCUAACAUCUGGAAAGAGAACAUUCAUCUUGAUUACUUUCACUGGAGCCUCGAGGACCUGAACCUAAAAGUUAAUCCUAGAACGUCUCGACAUGAAGAGCCUUAAAUGGACGAAGAUCACCAAUGUACACUUAAAAUAUUGAUGAGUCAUCAGAGCAGACGUCAUUAUACAAAUAAGAUCAAUAAGUCUAAACUAAAAGUUAACCGAGCGGCUCUGCGGUGUCUUUCAUCAUCAUCAUCAACAUUGACUAUCAUUUUAUUCAAAACCCACCUUUUCAGGCAGGCCUAUGCCUGACGUGUUCCCCUCUGCUUUUAACUGCGCUGCUUUAAAUUGUGUCAGAUUUUUAAAUAUGUUGUACGGCGACCUUGAGUGCCUUGAAAGGCGCCUUAUAAAACCAAUGUAUUAUUAUUAUUAUUAUGUAGUUUGAUAGUUAUACUUUAUUAACCACACAAGAGGAAAUGUGUUCGCCACAGCAGCAUUCAUACAAGUAAAGCAAUAUUAAAUAUUAAAAUGCACAAUAUACAAUGAAUAGACUAAUAUGAAAUGAACUAACAAAACAACAGUGCAGCGAUGGCGUCUGCAGACCAGCAGCUGGAAGCGGCUCCGCCUUAAAGACUAGAAGCACUUUACUGCCACUAUCUGCUUUCUUGGGGCUCCUUCAGCGUGAGUCACAGAGGAGCUCAUGUCCACACACCUUUGAAGAUUGUAUAGAUUAUAGAUUAUUGUUGUAUGAUCCAUAAACAAUUCAAACAGC
Cyclopterus lumpus (lumpfish) is the source of this 2243-nucleotide messenger RNA. RefSeq names its product aquaporin 7 (gene aqp7). The transcript has 6 exons. NCBI's taxonomy places the organism in Eukaryota, Metazoa, Chordata, Actinopteri, Perciformes, Cyclopteridae. Gene Ontology annotation, molecular function: glycerol channel activity; water channel activity; urea transmembrane transporter activity. Gene Ontology annotation, biological process: glycerol transmembrane transport; water transport. The record is from RefSeq and is a predicted model, not a curated record. Gene Ontology annotation, cellular component: plasma membrane; basolateral plasma membrane. The coding region runs from base 205 to 1113 and encodes 302 amino acids.